Messenger RNA from Labrus bergylta (ballan wrasse), 1818 nucleotides. Its product is annotated as regulator of G-protein signaling 20. Lineage: Eukaryota; Metazoa; Chordata; Actinopteri; Labriformes; Labridae. The record is from RefSeq and is a predicted model, not a curated record.
CAUGAAGCAUCUUCAUGUGGAUAUUCCAGCAGGCAGAAACAGGAUUCAUCUUCAUACCGUGCAAACACACUGCACUGACAUCUCGCUGAACAAACACAAUCUGAUCAUUUGCACGUCCGCUGCUUUUUACUUUAUGAGGAAAAACAUCCUAAAAUGAUCAGCUUUUCUGAUCAAAUAAUUAGAUGAUGUUUCUAUAAACGGCUGCAUGAUGCUUGCUUCGACGUGACUGCUUGUCUUGAAUCAACCAUCAUGUGAGUGUGAGUGUAUCCUCCCGAGGAUGCGACUGAUGGAUGCGAUCGCUGCGGUCCAUGAGUAAAACGCCUUGUCGCUAUCAUUAUCGCUCAUCCCUGAUAGACGAGGAGGAAGCGGAGAAGAGAGGAAGGCGUUGUUGCUCAUCACAUUUUCUUGUCACAUUGAUGCUAAAACACUGUCCAUGGGCUCAGAGCGGCUGGAGAUGCGUAAGAGACAGAUGCAGGUUCACCAGGAAACAGCUGCCAGUGUCCUCCAAGCACGCCACAGAAUGGGAAACACCCCCACCAACGCCUCAAACGCCUGCUGCUUCUGCUGGUGCUGCUGCUGUAGCUGCUCCUGUUUGACUGUUCGGGGUGAGGAUGAGACCGUACAGAGAUCGUUUGAGCACAGAACAGAGGGAACCACAAACUGUGAAGAAAGCCUGAAGCCUACUCUGGAAGACGCCCGCUCCUGGUCGAUUUCGUUUGAGAAGGUGAUGAAGAGUGCAGCCGGCCGCAGCUGCUUCAGACAGUUCCUCAGGACGGAGUUCAGCGAGGAGAACAUGAUGUUCUGGCUCGCCUGCGAGGAUCUCAAAAAGGAGACCAACAAGACUGUGGUGGAGGAGAAAGUGCGUCAAAUAUACGAGGACUUCAUCUCAAUCCUGUCCCCUAAAGAGGUCAGUUUGGAUUCCCGCGUUCGAGAGGUGAUAAACCGCAACAUGCUGGAGCCGACCUCGUGCACGUUUGACGACGCUCAGCAGCAGAUCUACACGCUGAUGCAGAGAGACUCGUACCCCCGCUUCAUCAACUCCUCUGAGUACGCGGAUCUGCUGAAGAACGUGGAGGAGCCCCCCCCUGAGCCGUAGACUCCAGAACCGCCACACACUGAACUUUUCAAAACGGCGCAUGCGUCCCACCCGAAGGAGUUUUCCGUGGUGUGUUUUUCCUGCCGGAGUACAGAAAGACAGACACUUCUUUAGACUUGUCUUUAUCCAGCUGUUACUGCUGUUUAUUUACCCAUGAUUAGCUUGGAGCAUACGAGAACAAAUGCUACGUCCAGCACCGGUUACUUGUUCAAAAAACAUAUCUAUAUUUUUAUAUACUCCCAAGCGCUUGACAUUGCACUUUUCUACCUUGUUUAAUGAGGGACAGCAUGUAUCUGUGAGCACUGCAUUUGUAUUUAGGAUUACUGAGCCUUAAUGCAUAUCCAGUUCUUGUAGAAGCUAGUAGGUUUUAUUUAACAGUAACUGAAGAAGAAGGAAAGUGCCUUGGAAUAAGAUCUUCUAAACUCGCACCUUUGGUCGAACAAAAACACGGUGCGACAAAGACUUCACAUGUUGGUGCUUUCAGCUCUUCUCAAAGAACCGUUUUUACAACUCAAUGAGCUGAUACCCUUGGAUAGAGCUUGUCUGUGUUUCAAUACUGUGAUAUUAGUCAUGAAAUAUUUACUUUAAAUAAAACAGGGACGAAGAGAGUACUGGAUACACGACCAUGAUGACCACUGAUAUAUUUGUGUAUUUACAAAAGGAUCUUGUGUGAAAUAGAUAUUUGAAUUCUCACCAAUCAAAUAAAGCACAAUCAUAUGUUG